CUGUGCACAUCAUUUAGUAACGAAUCUGAACCCAAACGCAACGAAUACGAAUACAAAACGGAACCAGCAGCGUUAACGCGGGCUUUCUUGGCAAAAAUCAAAUAGAAUACAAAGAUAAAUAAUGUUUCAAAAAAGGAUUAUUGAACUGUUUACACUACUCUUCUAUUGGAUGGUCAUAACGCCAGCCAUCUAUCAAUAUUGCAAGACACAAAAUUGGAUACGCUGGGAUCUAAAUAUACCCUUUCAAUCGUUCUCGGAUCACGCCACAUUCGCGCUCUGCCUGCUCGCUGGCUAUGUGACCUUUUAUCGAAUUGUGAUCUUCAUCUAUAUGAAGCUAAAAGUUUGUGAUGUGAAAAUGUGGCAUAAGCUGAAGAAAACCCAGGAAGAUCCCGAAUCGCAGCUAAAGGAUAAAUCACAUUAUCAGGCCGUAUCCACAGAGAAUAUUGAUACCGUGGAUGGCCCAGCUGCAGGCAAGGAUCAAAUGCCAAAGGUCAUACGUACAAUAAGUCAUCCGCUGCUAGUGGAAAGUGAUUUGGCACGCAUACACAUCAAACACGAGACGCGACCGCUGCGCAGUGCCACAUUGCCCCAUGCACAUCUGCGGCAACAGCAGCCUGUCUCAAGUCCCACGCCUAGUUUGAGGUGUGCUCCGCCUGUGCCAUCGACGCCGCCGCGCACACCUGGCCUGGCCCGCAAGCUCAGCCAUGGUAUCAUCAUGUCGCCCGAUGUCCUAAUGGGCACCUCCCAGCAGCUGAGACCCAAGAUAUAAAAAACUGGAAGAGCGAAAGGCAAUUCGCAUCAAGUAUUAGCAUUAGCCAAAGAACCAAAGAUCAACCCAAUUUUAGAAAAAUUUUUGACGCAGACAUGCGAAUUCUAGUUUAAUUUGAUGAAUAAGUUCCAUUGUUCAUUUUCGAGUCGCGAACUAUAUAGUUAAUCAGAUUCUUAUAUGUGUAAAGCACUUCGGGCAGCUCAUCAGAGUGCAUAGUUCAUGGACUAUCAAAUCGCUCAAGGCAAUAUAUAUAUAGCUGAGACACUUACUCAAUUAUAGUUAUUCUAAAUGAUACGAUAAAACUCUAAUGUUAGCUAUUCCUGUCGAUGGAAUAAAUCAUUUAGUGACGUUUUUGAAAUAUAAAAAUAUGUAGUUAUAUUUUCUUUUUAUUUUCAUAUUAGCAAGCGAA
Molecule: messenger RNA, 1178 nt
Organism: Drosophila hydei
Lineage: Eukaryota; Metazoa; Arthropoda; Insecta; Diptera; Drosophilidae
Exons: 1
Coding region: 122-769 (215 amino acids)
Source: RefSeq, a predicted model, not a curated record